Molecule: messenger RNA, 2785 nt
Organism: Fomitopsis serialis
Lineage: Eukaryota; Fungi; Basidiomycota; Agaricomycetes; Polyporales; Fomitopsidaceae
Product: major facilitator superfamily domain-containing protein
Exons: 19
Coding region: 284-2692 (802 amino acids)
Biological process (GO): transmembrane transport
Cellular component (GO): membrane
Molecular function (GO): transmembrane transporter activity
Source: RefSeq, a predicted model, not a curated record
GUAAGUCUAUAUUGACCUUACAUGUCAUGAAGACCUGACGGAACCGAUUGGCGUCUCCCCGCUCAGAUUACUUCAACAUACUUAUCAUGAUUGACGUGCGUGCAGUGUAUGGAACAUACACAUCGAUUCAUGACCCAAUGGCGAUACAGGUUGUGUUCGCGAUGUUGUACGAUCAAAGCUACCGCAGGGAGGACCUGCUACGAUCGUGGGACGCACUACUCGUCGGUCAGUCUGUGUGGGUGCAAGCCCUACCUUCGACCUGCCGAACGGAGUUUGACGCUUGAUGUAUGCUCGCCAAGGGCAAUUUCUUGGUCAGAUAGCCUUCGGACUAUCUUGCGAUAGAUUCGGACAGAAGGCUUCGUUGUCUGCGUCAGCCGCCAUGAUUCUCGUGGGCGCUGUACUUUGCACAGCUGCCCGCGGUCUUCACGGAGGCUUGUCGGGCCUGCUGUGGUUCGUGACGGUCGCGAGAGGUAUCAUAGGCGUGGGAAUUGGCGGCAUUUAUACUUCAGCAUGUACGAUUGCAUUUGAAGCCGUCGAUGAUAUGACCACCAAGAAGGGACGAGUAUUUGUUCUGAUGACCAACGUCAUGUUCAGCGCUGGAGCUCCGCUAGCAACAAUUGUCUUCCUCGUCGUGCUGUCAGCGGCGCGUCCAGAACAUCUCGCUACUGUGUGGCCAGUGUGCACUGGGAUAGGGAUCGUCAUUCCACUAGCAGCGAUUUGUUAUAGCAGCCUACGGGACAUUUCUGAACGGUACGGAAGGCGUAUCAUGGGGCCAGAUCUAUCCGUGUAUUCAUUGGAGCUCAGACGAAACUGGGCUGGGAUGGCUCGUACAUGCUGCCUAUGGUUUGUGUAUAAUUUCGUGGCAUACCCCAAGAUUGUACUCUCGGGAGUCAUUCUCUACACCAUCGUCGAUGGGGACCUGUGGAGAACCGCAGGAUUCGAGUUGCUGCUGGGCGUUUUUGCUCUCUGCGGAAGCUGGGUAGGCGCUAUGUGGUGUGAUGCUAUGGGAAGACGUAACAUCAUGCUUGUUUCACUCGCGGGUUAUGUUGUCUUUGCCCUGAUCAUUGGUUGUGCAUACGACCGUCUCGUCAAGAUCGUCCCUCUUCUGGUGGUUCUCUACGCUUUGAUGCUCUUCAUGGGAAACCUGGGUCCUGGAAAUAUGUUGAGUCUUAUCGCCUUAGAAUCGUACCCCCGGAACUUCAGGGGGUCAUUUUACGGUGUUACUGCCGCCUUCGGGACUGCAGGCGCCUUGGCGGGAAUCCAUGCCUUCAACACUAUCGAUGAGAAUCUCCGUAAGCAGUGGGGAUUCAUCAUCGCAGCACUAUGUGGUGCAUUAGGCAUCGUUAUCGCCUACUUCCUGCCUGCAGCCCCAGAUGUGACGUCAGCGAGCCUGUCGGAGAAGGAGGCUACAGCAGAAGAUGACCACGUAGCAACGCCGGCUGCAUCCCAUACCAGGCACAAUGGUUCUCCGAUGGUACAUCCGAAGCAAAGCCCUUCCGUCGACAAGGAUGACGGCUUGGACACAAAUGAUGACUUUGUCCCGUGUGCUCAUGGCUCAAGUGGCCUGCGAGGAAUGCCUGGUGAUUUUAGCGUGCCAUCAUCCGAUGAUGGGACAUCUGCACGGCAGGGGGUCCAUCACGCUGUCCGGUCGGGUUCCACUGGAGUAGUUGCCCACACAUCGGCUCAAUCUGCCAUUCGCCGUGCUAUCCCUCAGGCUACGGAAGCUCAAAUUUCAGACGCAGGCUCUGGAUUGCUUGCAUGUCCUGAGGCCGCCCCAUCCCGUCGUGUGAUGUUACUGCAAAGGAUGCCAGGAUCCGAACUUCAGGAGUAUUCUGCACCGGCUCUGGACGUCCAGGAAGCCCACGAAGUGAUCACGGAGCACGUCGCUGCGUCUGGGCUACAGAAAUUCUUCAAAGCCAACGACACAUUUGUCAAGACAGUCGAGGCGAACGCUGCGCAGUUGAAAGACGAUGGGCGAUCCUUCCCUGUGACGAGGCAAAACGUCACGCGACUCAUCCGCCUGAGUCUGUACCACCCGGUGCUGUAUUGUGAUGACAGCGGGUCGAUGACGCUGGAUAGCCCAACGCGCUGGGUCCUUCAGCGUAACGUCGUAGCCCGCAUUGCCAACAUCACAACGCGGGUCUUACCCCAUCCAUACGGCGUAAGUUUACGAUUCAUCAAUGCUGUAUGGGCAGCGCAGGACAACAUUCCCGCAUCCCAUGUGCUCAACGCAGUCGAUAGAGUGUCACCCGAUGGUGGGACACCCCUGGGCACAAACCUACGGAACCACGUUCUCCAGCCGCUGGUAUAUGAUGUCCUAGAUCGGCCGGACCACCGUGCACGCCUCCUCGAGCGGCCAUUGUUGAUCUGUGUUGUCACAGACGGCUGUCCAGGCGACUACGAGAUCCAAUUCGAGGACGCUAUCGCAGAAUGUCGUCAACGCCUCGUUCGCGCUGGAUAUGAGCCGACCGCAGUCCGAUUCUGCGUGAAUCAAAUCGGUAACGACGCAGGCUCCACGAUGUUCCUCGAAAGGCUCAGAAGCAACCCGAACAUACAGGACAUUGUCUAUUGUACAACGGAGCGGAUUGACGAGAAGUUCCAAGAGUUCCGGGACAAUGAACGGCAGCUGGAUGAAUGGUUGCUUAGGAUGCUUUCUGACCCUAUCAUGCAUAACACCUCGACUGGCAACUGAUACUAUGGACGCAGCCUAGCAACGAGGCAGAUAGUUCAUGUAUACUAGAAGUGAGACGAAACUGGAGAAGAUCGUAGUCGAGCUUGUACAAUG